This is a messenger RNA of Ostrea edulis (European flat oyster), 1183 nucleotides long. RefSeq lists its product as uncharacterized. Bases 24 to 488 code for a protein of 154 amino acids. The record is from RefSeq and is a predicted model, not a curated record. NCBI's taxonomy places the organism in Eukaryota, Metazoa, Mollusca, Bivalvia, Ostreida, Ostreidae. The transcript has 3 exons.
UUUACUUCAGAAGCACCUCUUUGAUGGUGAAUGAUUACAGCUUGCCACCUAAUGCUGCAGGAGACAAUGAUGUGGACCCGGAGGAAACAUCAGACAUGGCAGAAGAAAUCAUGAAUCUGGAUGAUACAGAUGUGAAAACUUUUCAUGAUUGUAGCAUUCAAACAGAUCCAGAUCCAGUGUAUAAAGAAUGUGAACAGCUUGGAAAGGAACUAGAGAAAUGCCAGAAAGACUUGCAUAAUGCCCGGUGGAAUGUAAAUAACAUCAAAGAUGAUGACGAGAAAACCAAUUUCUACACAGGGUUACCAACAUUUGCUGUGUUCCUUUGGCUGUUUAACUUUUUGAGACCAAAGGCAGAGAAAAUGGUUUACUGGGCUGGCCCUGCCAAGACAGUGUACCAGGAAAGGAAGAGAGCAAGCACUGGUUCACUGACCCUCAUGGACAAAUUAUUUUCAGUGCUUGCAAGGUUAAGACUGGGUUUGUUUACAUAGAAUAUUGCCAAUAGGGUUGGAGUCUCAGUAGGAACAUAUUCUAAAUACUUUACAACUUGGAUUUGUCUUUUACAUGAGGAACUUAAGAUGCUAAAUCACUUCCCAUCUAGAGAACUUGUUGACCUUACGAUGCCAGAAAAUUUCAAGAAAAAAUAUCCCUCUGUCCGUGUCAUUUUAGAUUGUACCGAAAUUUUUGUCCAGAGAUCUAGCAGCUUAGUUAACCAGAAUGCAACAUUUUCAAAUUACAAACACCAUACAACCUUUAAGUUCCUUAUUGGCAUUACUCCUUCAGGUGUAAUCUCUUUUGUAUCAGAAGGAUGGAGUGGUCGUGUACCUGAUAAACAGAUAAUUAUUGAAACAAAAGUAGGAAUCGAAAUCAAUUUAUCCCAUUCUGUCUGUGGAGACAGUUUGUUGCACCCUUUAGAUCCCCCGGAUUACGUGAUUAAUUAGGGUAUAAAAGCAGCGACAUCAGAGCUCUUAGUCUGUUCCAGACUGAAGUCGACCAGAGUUAGUCCUGUGUACAGCUUAGGUGAGAAAUCAAACUUGGUUAACAAGUCUUACGUGCCUAUAUAAGGCUUUCGAGACCUUGUUGUUUUUAUUACGAAAGGUGUGAAUGCUAUUUCACUUAGUUAGGAAGCACACGCGCUCCAGGACUGAAUAGGAUAUUUGUACAUAUUUUUAAUUAAAAUACUUGA